Bacidia gigantensis is the source of this 2973-nucleotide messenger RNA. RefSeq lists its product as uncharacterized. Gene Ontology annotation, molecular function: protein tyrosine kinase activity; protein serine/threonine kinase activity; ATP binding. Lineage: Eukaryota; Fungi; Ascomycota; Lecanoromycetes; Lecanorales; Ramalinaceae. The coding region runs from base 1 to 2973 and encodes 990 amino acids. The transcript has 5 exons. The record is from RefSeq and is a predicted model, not a curated record. Gene Ontology annotation, biological process: peptidyl-serine phosphorylation; peptidyl-threonine phosphorylation. Gene Ontology annotation, cellular component: cytoplasm; nucleus.
AUGGACCAGCAGUGGCAGCAGUACAAUUCAGAUUCGUCCAACCGCCCGAGUCGUCACCCGCAUUCUCAAAUGCAGAAUCACCAGGCCAAUGGAGGCCCACAACAACCACAAUCAGCUGGUGGAUAUAGCUACGAUGCGUACCAGCAAACAGCAUCUGCCUCUCAUCCCAGUUCCAUGGCAGCUUCUCCAUCAGGCACUCCUCAUAGACGCGCUUUCUCGGGCGACACUGAUGUCAAGAUGGAAGAUGCGGAUCCCUACAAUAGCAUGAAAUACCCCCCUCGGCCAAGCCACCAUCAACGACCUUCCGGUCAAUUUCUGAGCCAACAGGAGAGUUCGAGCGGGUAUUCGCCAGUCAAGGCGCUCUCGCCGUCAUCACCAUAUACACCAAGCUCAUCACAGUCUACCCAAAGUCCCUACGGACAAUUUCCGUCUCACAGCACCUCAGCACGUCAGUCGCCAACACGUGCAACGCCUUACGCAACACCAAAUCAAUCCUAUUACACAACGCCCACUAACUCGAGGCAACCACCUGUACUUCCUCCAAUACAAGCGAACAACGCGAGCCCGGACCAAUACUACCCAAGUUCAGCCCAAGCUCAGUUUAACGCUAUGUUUGGCCGGGAAAACCGGUCACCUCGGAACUUGAGACCACCACAAAGCGGUACCACAGCGGAGGUGCCUCGAGGAGCAGUCCCACAAUUCACCAAGAUAAACUCAACUCAAGAUAUUCAGCCUAGGAUCAACGAACAGCCAGCCUUCAGGCGGGCAAAUCCAGAGGGAGGUUUCAUCAGUCCUCUACAGGCACUGACUACGCAUUUGCCCUCAACUUACCGCAUCUGCAACCCACAAUUCAAGUAUGAAUCGUCACGAAACCCAAGGCGUGUUCUCACCAAGCCGAGCAAAGGUGUCAAGAAUGAUGGCUAUGACAACGAGGAUAGUGACUACAUCUUAUAUGUAAACGACAUUCUCGGGAAUGAGGACAAUGGUCACAAGAAUCGCUACCUUAUCCUUGAUGUUCUGGGCCAAGGUACAUUUGGACAAGUAGUCAAAUGUCAAAACCUGAGAACUCAAGAGGUAGUUGCUGUGAAAGUGGUGAAGAAUCGCACGGCCUACUUCAACCAAAGUAUGAUGGAGGUCUCCGUACUAGACCUACUUAAUGGUAAACUCGACAAGAAUGAUGACCACCAUCUUCUGAGACUCAAAGAUACAUUUAUCCAUCGGCAACACUUAUGCCUUGUAUUCGAGCUGCUAAGUGUGAACUUGUAUGAACUGAUUAAGCAAAACCAGUUCCGAGGCUUAAGCACGACCCUGGUUCGAGUUUUCGCACAGCAGCUGCUCAAUGCUCUAAGCCUUCUGAACAAGGCCCGUCUCAUACAUUGCGACCUGAAACCUGAGAAUAUUCUGCUUAAGAAUUUGGAAAGCCCUGUCAUCAAGAUCAUUGAUUUUGGAUCAGCUUGUGAUGAAAGACAAACGGUAUAUACUUAUAUCCAAUCGCGCUUUUAUCGCUCACCCGAGGUGUUAUUGGGCUUGCCAUAUUCUUCGGCCAUCGAUAUGUGGUCCUUGGGCUGUAUAGUCGUGGAGCUUUUCUUGGGCCUGCCGCUUUUUCCAGGCUCUUCAGAAUACAAUCAAGUUUCGCGAAUUACCGAAAUGCUGGGCUUACCACCAACGUGGAUGUUGGAAAUGGGCAAACAGUCCGGUGAGUUCUUCGAAAAAGUACAUGACGAAUACGGUCGACGUAAUUACCGCUUGAAAUCAAUGGAGCAAUACUCUAGGGAACAUAACACCAAGGAACAGCCAAGCAAGAAGUAUUUCCAAGCUACAACGCUGCCGGAGAUCAUUCGAACGUAUAACAUGCCACGAAAGAACAUGAAGCAGGUCGAGAUGGAUAGAGAAAUGAGCAAUCGACAUGCCUUCAUUGACUUUGUCAGAGGACUGUUGAACAUCAAUCCAUUGGAAAGAUGGUCACCCCAACAAGCCAAAUUACACCCUUUCAUUACGCAGCAAAAAUUCACUGGACCUUUCGUUCCACCAAUGAAUCUUAAAUCCUCUUCUUUGACAAAAUCGCCUGCCCCAGGUGUCCAGCAGCAGCAACAAGCCGAGGCUGUCAGCAAGCAGCGUGCACAAGCCGCACAAGCUCAGGUCCAAGCUCAAGCGCAAACCGCACAGUCUGCAUACACGGCUAACACUCAGAUGGGUUAUGUACAGAGUCCUUUGGGAGCAGCUCCGCCUGUGUACAAUAAUAUGUACGCUCAACAAGCGGCACCUCCUCCUUACGCAUCACAGUCAUCUGGCUAUGGCCAGCAGAUGGGUAUGAUGCAGCCAGCGUCUGCUCAGAUGGGACACGGACAGUAUACGCCUCAGCAGAACCUGUAUGCCCAAGCCACAGCGCGAGCUGGAAGACAGCGGGCUUCCACUAUGGACCAGCAGCAGGGAGGAAUACCGCAGUCUAUUCAAAGAGUUGCAAGCCACCUUGAUCCAAAUGCGCCUAUCAGGCUACAACCGAGCCCUGCUUACUAUCCACCGCCUCCAGAUGGCUACGUGGAUAACACGGCAGCGAAUGCCAGAAGAAGGGGUAGUCGCGCGGCAACAGGACGCAGCAGAAAUUUCAUACAGACUUUGGAAGAUCGAACGAUGGAAGAAGGCUAUGUUGUACAACGAAUUAGCAAGCUGCUCCGCAAGAUCGGCACUCAACGUGUGCAUCUAAAUGCAGAAAUCCGCCAGGAAAUACUGACUGAAGAAUCAAGCGAGCAUCAAAAUCUGAUAGAGCACCGCUCCGCUUUGCAAAGACGGAGUCGUGCUGAAGGCGUAUGGUUCUUGGAGGAAAAGCCUGAUGCGUUCUGGGAGAACUGUCGAGUCAUUGUCGAGAGCUAUAUCAGAGAGAGCGAAGAAGCGAAAGCGCUGUUGAUUGAAGAGGACUUAUGUGUAAAUUGGACGACAUUGGAAGCGGGACUGAGUCAAGCUGCAAAAGUCUAG